UGCGUGCCCGCACGUGGUAUUUUGUGGAAGAGCCACACUCAAGGGGCCGCAGUUUGCCGACCGCUGUCCUAACCAAUCAGAGCCCAUCCAUCUCACCAGCCUCCUCCCCACACCUGGGCUCCAGUGGCUGUGCCCCGGCCUCUGCCAUCAUUGUCAGCAGACACUGUGUGGCAAGUCCCCACUCACUGAAAUCGCUUCCCUGUUGUAGCCCUGCAGCGACUGCCGUUGCUCAUUCAGGAAAGCCCAGACUCCACACCUGGCUGACAGGCCCUGACUGCCCAGCUGCUCACCGUCACUCCCAGGGCCCUUCCUCUUUUCUCUUCCUCAGACUUGCAGGCUGAUCCGUCCUCAGAGCCCUUACUGUGGCUGCCUCUUCUGCUGGGAGUGCCCCCCUUCUACAUCAUCCCAGGGCCCCCCCCCCCCCAAAGUUGUUCUCACAGCUCCCCAGUGGCCUUUUUGCAGGGGCCUCGGCCCCUGGCUGUGGUCCCGUUUUCCCAACUUCUCCAGACCCAUUUGGUCUUGUGUUGCCUUUCUCUUUUCCAGAAGCAGCAUGGUGGGCCCUGUCUGUCCCUGGUGCAGGGCUGUGGUGUGUGGUCAGUGCUCAGAAGAAGGGUGGAAUGAGGGAGACAGGAAAGAUGGUAUCAGAGCAAGAAGAGGUGGUCUCUGAUGUGGUUCGCAGCGCUGAGUGAUCCUGGGCCAGGCCCUGAGGCCUGUGGGGACAUCAGCUCUGCACCUUGGCUCUUUCUCUUGGUUCUCCCUGGUCAUUCUUCCCUAGAUCACAGCCUGGGUCAGCUCCUGCACCUCCUCCGCCUGGCAGUGCUCGUGUUGCUGUGUGUCCCUCUCGGAGGCUUUCUUGUGGCUGCAUUCCCAUCACCAGCAGGCAGCAGGUUCUCAGUGUGUUUGGAAGGAAUGACUGGAUUAUAAAGUGUCCAGUGCCCCAUGCUUCAUGUGCCGUGAACAGGCCAGGAACCCCUCUUUUCAUGUUCAUCAGAAAGAAGGGGGGACUUGAGGAAAUGUGGGAAUGAGCCUCUGAACUGGAACAUCCAAGAAUGGCUAAGGCUGGAGCCCAGGGUAGAAAGGAGAGAGGCCAGAGGAUGGGGGCAGGCACGGAGCGUGGCUCUUGGGAGCUGCUGUGUCCCUUCUUGGAAGAGCCCGGCUGGGCGGCCAUCACUGUACCUGCUGCUGGUCUGUGCUCCUGACUUCUGUGGCCUUCAGGGGGAAUAGCGUUCUCUCCUCCGUUGGGGAGAGGACAUGCUAGACCGGGUUUCCCCAUCGACUCGCUGUCCGACAGCACGGCCUGGAGCUGGGCUCCUGCAGAGUUGGUGCUGGUGGCUGCAUUACCGGAAAGCCACCUCUUCCAGAAUGUUCUCUGGGAGGUCUACCACCUGCCAGGUCUUCUUUGUCCCUCUUUCUCUCCUUCCAUAUUCUCUCUCCUCUCCUCGGAAACUUUGUUCCUUCCUGGCAGCGUGUCCUCCCUGUCAACCAGAUCCCCUGGGCCUGGAUCGAAUUUCGUUUCCUCCGAAUUUCUUGGGUCGAGGCAGCUCUGCCCAGUGGUGUUAGCAAGGCCGUGGGGAGCCGAGCAGGGGCUGACUUGGUUCCCGUCAGACUGAUUGCCAUGGAUCCUGGUCUGUCGGCUGGCUCAGCAGGCCUGUGCUCUGGCAAGGAGCCUCCCAUAUGUAUCCCUCAUUUAGUAAAAUUUACCUUAUUUCCUAAACACCUCUGGGGCACAUGUUUUUAAGCCCAAAUCUCUUCCAGAGUUCUUAUGAAUCAUUAGUCUUACAGGAUGAAGAGUGGUGUAGGCUGGGUCACCUGUGCAGAGGGAAGACUCUGGUUGGUCUAGAUCAGGAUUUUAAAAAUGUGAUUCUAAUGUGCAGCCAAGGUUGAGAACCACUGGUCUAGAUCUUGCCCCCACAAGGAGCCUGUCCCCUGAGGACCAGGUGCCAUGCUGAGUCAUGACCCCUGUGGUUUCUGGUGUUGCACAUUUUUGGGGGGGGGGAGGGGGGUCACGACCUAGACAGACCUGCUGCACCAGCCUGCAGGCCCCAAAAGAUGGCAGACGUGCCCAGGGGGCAGCACCCUCCCAGGGGCCUGGUGCCAAUCCCUCCUUCCUGCUUCUCCUUUGUGCUUUGGGUUCAGGAAUGUGCAGGUGUCUUUGUCUUUUCAAAUUCACACACCUGGCAGCCAGGCGAGUAUUUCACGCGUGCAUGUGCAAAAAGUGGCCAUAACAUCUUAGGCUCAGCCUUCCUCAGGGUGGAUGUAUGCUCCCGUCUUCGGUCCGUCGCUCACACGCCCCUAUGGUCAGGCAGGCCAGCAUCGUUGCAGCUUCAGAGCUGAGAAGGCCACACUUCGGCAGGCACAGUGGGUCACGGUGGGGCCGGUGCUGGCCCACAGAGACGGCCAUGCUGAGCCGUCAGGGAUGACGGCAGACAGUGCCCUAGGUGCUGGCUACAGGGCCCCCUGCUUUGUUUCAGGGCUCUGUUUACCUACGAAGGCAACAGCAAUGACAUCCGUGUGGCUGGCACUGGGGAGGGGGGCCUGGAGGAGGUGGUGGAGGAGCUCAACAGCGGGAAGGUGAUGUACGCGUUCUGCAGGGUGAAGGACCCCAACUCUGGCCUGCCCAAGUUUGUCCUCAUCAACUGGACAGGCGAGGGCGUGAACGAUGUGCGGAAGGGGGUGUGUGCCAACCACGUCAGCACCAUGGCCGGCUUCCUGAAGGGCGCCCACGUGACCAUCAAUGCGAGGGCCGAGGAGGACGUGGAGCCUGAGUGUAUCAUGCAGAAGGUGGCCAGGGCCUCGGGUGCCAACUACACUUUCCACAGGGAGAGUAGCCGCUUCCAGGACAUGGGCCCGCAGGCCCCAGUGGGCUCCGUGUACCAGAAGACAAAUGCCGUGUCAGAGAUCAAGAGGUUCGGCAAAGACAGCUUCUGGGCCAAAGCAGGGGAGGAGGAGGAGCAGCGGCGGGCCCAGGAGAAGCGGCGGGCGGAGCAGGAGCGGCAGCAGCUGGAGCAGGAGCGCCGGGAGCGGGAGCUGCGGGAGGCCGCCCUCCGGGAGCAGCGCUACCGGGAGCAGGGCCAGGAGGCCAGGCAGAGCAGGAAAUCUGAGCAGCAGGAAGUGGUUUCGAGGAGCAGAGAGGAACAGGAGCCUGGUCAGCAGUCACCUCGGGAGAUGUUCAUGCAGAAGGAGAGAGCCGUGUCCACCGCGUCCACCUCCAGCCCCCAGCCAGGCAAACUGCGGAGCCCCUUCCUGCAGAGGCAGCUCCCCCAGCCAGAGAGCCCCCUCAGUCGGGAGAGGGCUCACGCCGCCUCAAGGCCCAGCACAGGUGUCUGUGAGGAGCCUGCACCCAGUGCCCCUGAGUGCCUGGUGCAGGCGGAGGAGGAGGCCAUGUACGAGGAGCCCCCAGAGCAGGAGACCCUCUACGAGGAGCCCCCCAUGGGGGAGCAGCAGGACCCUGGCUCUGUGCGUGUGGACCACUACCCCGGACUGAGCGGGAAGGGCCUCUGUGCCCGGGCCCUGUACGACUACCAGGCAGCGGAUGAGACCGAGAUCUCCUUUGACCCCGAGAACCUCAUCACGGGCAUCGAGGUGAUCGAUGAAGGCUGGUGGCGUGGCUACGGGCCCGAUGGCCACUUUGGCAUGUUCCCUGCCAACUACGUGGAGCUCAUUGAGUGAGGCUGCCCGUGGCCUCGUCCCCGCCCCACGUGGCCUUACUGCUGGAGGUGGUGGCGUGACACUGCACCCCAUCCUCUUUCUGGCAUGGGCCGCAAAUGCAGCAAUAACCCAGUGGUUCCCACACGCUUCCAGCAGCCCCCACAGCGGGGGCCUCUGCCUUUCCUGUUCCCUGCAGCUCUGAGGGGUGGUGGUUGGGGAGCCGAGACGUGGACUCGGCGGCUCAUGCCCAGUUGGUCCCGGCAGCGCUGGCAGCAGCAGCUGGUCUGGGUCUUGCUCCGUGCUCCUGCUCCUCUGUCCCCUGCCUGGCUCUGGGCACUGGGGAUGGGACAGCAAGGCCCCUGAGUACCUGGGCGCAGCGGUAAACACAUCUGUGCUGUGAGCUCUUGCCUGCUGGCACCGAGGCGACACCUGCCGUCUCCCCCUGUCCCAGACUCCCCUGCCCCCACCUCUGUUCGUGGAGUCAGCAUUGCCCACCCAGGCCCCAGCUCCGAUGCCGUGACAGCCUGGCGGCCCCGGGUGAAACCCACCUUCCUAGUGUCUGGGAGUGCUGCAGCCACCUGGACGAGGCAUAAAGAUUAAGAUGUGACUGAUGUCUCUUUCUCUUUCUCUCUCUCUCUCUAUCAAGAAAAAACAAAAAAUAAAAAAGGUUAAGAUGUGA
Messenger RNA from Myotis davidii, 4327 nucleotides. RefSeq names its product drebrin like (gene DBNL). The record is from RefSeq and is a predicted model, not a curated record. Gene Ontology annotation, biological process: regulation of actin filament polymerization; positive regulation of dendritic spine morphogenesis; neuron projection morphogenesis. Lineage: Eukaryota; Metazoa; Chordata; Mammalia; Chiroptera; Vespertilionidae. The transcript has 12 exons. Gene Ontology annotation, cellular component: site of polarized growth; dendrite; postsynaptic membrane. Gene Ontology annotation, molecular function: actin filament binding. The coding region runs from base 2575 to 3669 and encodes 364 amino acids.